Molecule: messenger RNA, 996 nt
Organism: Stomoxys calcitrans (stable fly)
Lineage: Eukaryota; Metazoa; Arthropoda; Insecta; Diptera; Muscidae
Gene: lsn
Product: vacuolar-sorting protein SNF8
Exons: 4
Coding region: 88-846 (252 amino acids)
Biological process (GO): protein transport to vacuole involved in ubiquitin-dependent protein catabolic process via the multivesicular body sorting pathway
Cellular component (GO): ESCRT II complex
Source: RefSeq, a predicted model, not a curated record
UUAAAUGUGAGAAUCAUAAACAUUUUUAUUCUCAGGCUGUUUAAAUAUUAAAAAAUAUUACUUAUAAAUAGUUAAUAGUUAGCAAAAAUGAGACGUAGAGUAGGCUUAGGAGCUAUUCAACAACAGCAAUUGGCUGCUGAAAAACUGAAGGACAAGGGCACAGAUCUGCAGGAAAGUCAAUUGGAGCAGAUGACCAAACAAAUGGAAGUGUUUCGGCAAAAACUUGAAGAAUUUUCCAUAAGCCAUAAACAGGAUAUUAAGAAAAAUGCCCAAUUUCGUAAACAAUUUCAAGAAAUGUGUGCAGCCAUUGGCGUAGAUCCCCUGGCUAGUGGUAAAGGUUUUUGGAGUGUCUUGGGAAUGGGAGAUUUUUAUUACGAAUUGGGAGUACAGGUGGUGGAGGUAUGUUUGGCGGCGAAUCAUAAAACAGGUGGAUUAAUGGAAUUGAAUGAGUUGAGAAGACGAUUAAUUGCUGCCAGAGGACAAAAUGCUGUACAUCAAGAAAUAACAAAUGAAGACAUUCUAAUGGCUACAAAAAAGCUAAGCAUAUUUGGAAAUGGAUUCGUGGUUCAUAAAUUGGGCAAAGGAAAAUAUAUCCUACAAUCCAUACCCGGAGAGCUGAGUAUGGAAGAAACUACGAUACUAACACAGGCAUCGAAUACUGAACAAGGCUUUGUAACUCUUACGAUGCUCAUUGAACAAUUGGGAUGGUCUGACUAUAGAGCCCGCCAGUCCUUGGAUAAAGUUGUAAGUGAAGGCCUAUGUUGGAUUGAUGAACAAGAUGAGGAAACAAGUUAUUGGUUUCCCAGUUUAUUCCCUGGCCGAACGACUCAAGUGAAUUCAGCAUAAGGCAAUACUCUAAGGAAAACAGUUUCGUUGUUUUGUUUUUUUGAAAAGUAGGUAUAUAUAUUUACAUAAAAAUAUAAAACAAAUAGUGAUUCUCACACAAGUGAGCAACAAUAAAAAUUUGUAUGUAAAAAAAAAACAAAACAUCCUAAA